AUGUCAAGUGACUGCCACCCAUGGUACUCGGAUGGAACUCCUCGGGCUGGCAGAGCAACACUGCCUAACGGUCUUAGACUGACUGUUAAGGCUUCUGUGGCGGACAUGCUGUGGUCGAAGCAUGAAGACUUCACGACGUACGUUGCAUUUCGGGAUGACGGCAAGCUCAUAGCGACGGGGGAUGGAUCGGAACAA
Perkinsus marinus ATCC 50983 is the source of this 195-nucleotide messenger RNA. RefSeq lists its product as hypothetical. The transcript has a single exon. The record is from RefSeq and is a predicted model, not a curated record. The annotation marks the transcript as partial. NCBI's taxonomy places the organism in Eukaryota, Perkinsozoa, Perkinsida, Perkinsidae.